AUGCUUAAGGCGAUCGGCUCGCUUCCAAACUGCGCGCAAUUGUGUCUGGCGACAGCUGUAGUUGAAUCACCCUGCCAACUUUCGGAUAAGCAAUGCGUAUGUGCCAACGCUGAGCUCCAGAGUGCAGCGGAAAAAUGCGUAAUUUCGUCGUGUACAGUGAAGGAGAGCUUGACCACCAAAAACGUUACUUCAGCCCUCUGCGACGUGCCUGUUCGCUCGGAAAUUACCCAUUUACGCGUGGCAAACAUCGUCUUGGCCGUAGUGACAGGUUCCUGCAUCCUCUUACGCUUUGGUUACCACGCAUUUUUCAACGUCAAUGGGCUUAAUUGGGACGACUUCUUUGUACUAGCCACGGUGCUUCUAGCCAUACCCUCUGUCGUUAUUGUCGACAGGUGUAUGCUUCCGAAUGGCAUUGGUGUCGACGUUUGGAACGUCCCAUUUGACCACAUCGAAAACUUUAUACGAUGGCUAUACGUCGUCACUCUACUAUACCUCAUCCAAGCUGCCUUAGUCAAGAUUACCCUUCUUUUCUUCUUCCUACGGAUAUUCCUCAGACGGCGAACAGUAAAGCUUUUGUGGGGGACUAUCAUAUUUGUUGGAUUAUGGACCUUCUGCAUCUUCAUUCCCGCCUCAAUCCCAUGUCUGCCGGCCAGUGAUUUCUGGACAGCAUGGGACAUGGAAAGGCCAACAAAAUGUCUCAACAUGGAUGCGGUAGUAUGGAUGCAUGCGAUUAUAGGCAUUGCGUUGGACGUCUGGAUGAUAGCCAUUCCUCUAUACGAGGUUUAUCAUCUCCAGAUGACGUGGGUGAAGAAGUUCGGUGUGGCUUUGAUGUUCUCUCUUGGUACCUUUGUCACAGUAGUGUCCAUCCUCCGCCUGAAGUCACUCUUUUUCUUCGACGGGGACAGGAACUAUACAUGGAAGCAAGCGAAAGUCGUUCUGUGGUCAAUGUACGAGCUCCAUGUCGGAGUAAUAUGCGCCUGCAUUCCGACUCUCCGCUUGAUCUUCAUCCGCGCAAUUCCCACGGUCAUCAGCUCGAUACAAGGAAGCACACAGAGAAGCAGCGCAAACGGAAACGCGAGUAGAAGUAGAAGUCGUGGCACAACUCAGAACGCAGACACGUUAAGGAGUGACAGAGGUGGGAAAGAAGGCCUGGCCGUUGAACCCAACACCAUUACGUACACCCGGACUUUUGCAGUCCGGCACGAGGACCACGAUGAGGAGGCCGAACUUGUCCACAUGGAGGAUUUAAGUGAUAAGACGUCAAGAGAACGAGGUGAUAGCUAUACUAGUGAGCUGAGCCUAUAG
Alternaria rosae is the source of this 1305-nucleotide messenger RNA. RefSeq lists its product as uncharacterized. The transcript has 5 exons. Bases 1 to 1305 code for a protein of 434 amino acids. The record is from RefSeq and is a predicted model, not a curated record. Lineage: Eukaryota; Fungi; Ascomycota; Dothideomycetes; Pleosporales; Pleosporaceae.